Molecule: messenger RNA, 699 nt
Organism: Harmonia axyridis
Lineage: Eukaryota; Metazoa; Arthropoda; Insecta; Coleoptera; Coccinellidae
Product: cytochrome c
Exons: 3
Coding region: 167-493 (108 amino acids)
Biological process (GO): mitochondrial electron transport, ubiquinol to cytochrome c; mitochondrial electron transport, cytochrome c to oxygen
Cellular component (GO): mitochondrial intermembrane space
Molecular function (GO): heme binding; electron transfer activity
Source: RefSeq, a predicted model, not a curated record
AAAUUUACACAAUAUGUCAACGCGAUCUAAUGUCAAGGAACUCUAUGACGAGUUGCGUCGUAGAGGUGGGAGUACUUCAUUAAAUUUAUCGAUCCGCUACGAAACACAGAACGCUGAUCUUAGGUGACUGUGAUUGUACUGCCGACGCUAGAAUAAGAAGACCAAGAUGGGAAUUCCAGCUGGAGAUGCGGAAAAAGGCAAAAAGCUCUUCGUGAGUAGAUGUGCACAGUGCCAUACUGUAGAAAGCGGUGGCAAGCACAAAGUGGGUCCCAAUUUACACGGACUUAUCGGUAGAAAAACUGGACAAGCUCCUGGAUUUUCAUACACAGACGCCAACAAAGCUAAAGGAAUCACCUGGAAUGAAGACACAUUAUUCAUCUACCUCAAGGACCCCAAGAAGUACAUCCCUGGAACCAAGAUGGUUUUCGCCGGACUGAAGAAAGAGAACGAAAGAGCAGAUCUUAUAGCCUACUUGAAGGAGGCAACGAAGUAAAUUCGUUACAUUGUGAAUUUUCAAGAACCUCAAUAGUGAAGGGCCGAGACUGCCUUAUGUGAUAAUUUUAGGCGUUUCGGAAUUGUUCUUCGAUACCUUUAUUAUUCACUUAAUGACAGUUUUUGUCCAUGUCAUAGUGAAAUAAUUUGUACAAAUUAGAUGAAAUUUUAACUUAUUCCUAAUUUUAAAAUAUACUUUUAAUCGAU